Molecule: messenger RNA, 2077 nt
Organism: Microdochium trichocladiopsis
Lineage: Eukaryota; Fungi; Ascomycota; Sordariomycetes; Xylariales; Microdochiaceae
Product: high-affinity glucose transporter
Exons: 6
Coding region: 198-1859 (553 amino acids)
Biological process (GO): carbohydrate transport; transmembrane transport
Cellular component (GO): membrane
Molecular function (GO): carbohydrate:proton symporter activity
Source: RefSeq, a predicted model, not a curated record
UGCGCUGUCGUCAACUCAUAAUUCAAAGUCUAUAAAGGCGGACCGCCAGCCCACCCGGAGCCUCGCCUUCGCGCUGGUCCAUCGUCAUGCUUUUUGCUCCCACCUAAGGUGCCCGCCCUGGAAGUCCCAUCGAGAACCUAUGCUAUCCUAGCAUCAUUCGACCCCUCUAGAAGCACGGCAUACAAAUCAUAGUCAACAUGAAGAAGUUUGGCAAUAUCUACUUUCUGGCGACCAUCUCCGUCAUCGGCGGUGCCCUCUUCGGCUUCGACAUCUCGUCGAUGAGCGCCAUCAUCUCGACUGAGCCGUACAAGUGCCAAUUUAAUCGCCCGCCAUAUAUCGAUGAGGAAGGCCGGUGCUAUGGCCCAACCGAUACUCUCCAGGGUGGCAUCACAGCCGCCAUGCCGGGCGGCUCCUGGUUGGGUGCACUUAUUUCCGGCUAUUUGACUGAUCGCUUUGGUCGCAAAACCUCUAUUCAAAUCGGCUCUGUGAUCUGGGUCAUUGGCUGCAUCAUCACAUGCGCUGCCGUCAACGUUCCUAUGCUGAUUGUCGGACGCAUCAUCUGCGGCCUGAGCGUCGGUAUCUGCUCCGCGCAAGUGCCUGUGUACAUCUCCGAACAAGCGCCACCUUCGAAGCGUGGCCGCCUUAUUGGCAUGCAGCAGUGGGCCAUCACCUGGGGCAUUGCUAUCAUGUACUUCAUUUGCUACGGUUGCAGCUUCCUUGGAAACGAGUCCGCGUUCCGCGUUCCUUGGGGUGUCCAGGCUUUCCCAGCUUUCAUUCUGGGGAUUGGCCUCAUGUUCUUGCCCGAGUCUCCUCGUUGGCUUGCCAAGAAGGACCGCUGGGAAGAGUGCAAGGAAGUCCUCAUCCUCGUCCACGGCAAGGGUGAUCCCAACUCGCCCUUCGCUGCAAAGGAACUCCACGAAAUCCAGGAAGUCGUCGAGUUUGAGCGUCGCAAUGCCGACGUCUCAAUCUUUGAGCUCUUCCGUCCGAAGAUGAUCAACCGAACCCACAUUGGUGUCUUCACCCAAAUCUGGUCUCAGCUGACCGGCAUGAACGUCAUGAUGUACUACAUUACCUACAUCUUCACCAUGGCCGGACUUGGCGACCAGACGCUUCUGUCUAGCGGUAUUCAGUUCAUCAUCAACGUUGUCAUGACCGUUCCCGCCCUGAUCUGGAUGGACACUUGGGGUCGCCGCCCUUCCUUCCUCGUGGGAGCGUUCCUGAUGUGUCUAUGGUGUUGCAUCAACGCCGGUCUCUUCGCUGUCUACUCGCGCCCUGCCCGCGACGGAGAGUUCACCAACCCGUCCAUUUCCAUGGUCAUCAGUGGCCCGGCCUCUAAAGCUGUCAUCGCUUCUACCUACCUCUUUGUCGCCUCUUUUGCGCCGACAUGGGGUCCUUCAAGCUGGGCGUAUCCCAGGUACGGAGUAACAACAAUUUUGUCUUCUUUUGCACUGAUUGCUGACCAAAGAUUGUACGUUUCUAGUGAACUAUACCCUCAGCGUGUGCGUGGUAAGGCUGUCGCAUUGGCUACCUCAUCGAACUGGGCAUUCAACUUUGCGCUGGCUUUCUUCGUCCCCCCUGCCUUUGCCACGAUUACCUGGAAGACCUACGUCCUGUUCGCAGUCUUCUGCUUCUGCAUGUUCUGGCACGUCUUCUUCAUGUUCCCCGAGACCGCAAACAAGACCCUCGAGGAGGUCGCCCUCAUCUUUGAGGACAAUGGACCUGGCUCCAUCAAGAAUAUUGGAACUCCUGCCUGGAAGACCCACAACAACCGCCACAAGACGCUCAAAGCUGAGCGCAACGAGAUUGACGUGGAGGAGAAACUGGCCGCCGAGCCUCGAGUCAGCAAGAGCUCUAACUAGCGAUCUUGCUGUCUCGCUGAGGACCACUAAAACCCCCGCCAGGGCGGAGAUCGCGUGCUUGUCGUUGUUCGACAUGACUUGCUGAGGAGGUAUCCAUAGGAGGCGGAUAGCUGGUGGUUAUGGUACAGUCGACUACCGGAUCGCAGAGCCUUGAAUGUGCCCAAGAGGAAUGACGGAGAUAGCACGCAAAUAAAAACACUGCCAAAGACUUGAUUUUG